This is a messenger RNA of Arachis duranensis, 765 nucleotides long. Its product is annotated as vegetative cell wall protein gp1-like. The record is from RefSeq and is a predicted model, not a curated record. The coding region runs from base 1 to 765 and encodes 254 amino acids. The transcript is spliced from 2 exons. Lineage: Eukaryota; Viridiplantae; Streptophyta; Magnoliopsida; Fabales; Fabaceae.
AUGAAUGCUGAUUUACCUUACUUAUGUCCUCUUUGUAAGUCUGGACAUAAUAGCAGAACUUUUCCUGUGAAAGGAACUGGAAGAAGAGCUGAAAAACCAUAUCUUGAUGAGGAAGAAGCUAGGGAGCAAGAAGCUAAUUGGGAGGAGACCAUGGAGGCUGCACACGCUGCACAUGUGGCAGAUGAGGAAGCCCUCACUCAAAACCAUCCACAAAGUCAGCCUGAUAAGAAUAACUUGGCUAGUCCAACACAUGUUGGGAACACUACAACAAAUGUUGCACCCCCUAAUGUAGGCACUAUACCAGCAGCAACCAACUUGGUCCAUCCAACACCUACUUCAGGACCAGCACCAACUCCAAGGAGGAGGGGCAGACCAUCUUUUGUAAAGGGCAAUCCAGUUUCACCAAGAGGAAGGGGCAGAACCACUCCAACUCAAAAUGCAUCAGCUGCACCAUCACCUCCUGCUCAACCUAGGGUUGUCAGGCCUGAUCUUGGGUCUAGCUCCCAAAUUCCUGCAUCUCCAUCCAAUGCUGCAGUCCCAUGUAGUGGGUCUGGGUCAAUGCCACAGGGUCCAUUAGUGAGGCCCAAUCUUCAGGCCCAACGUACAGCACCAUUUAGGCCACCAACUGUGACUAGGGAGACCAUGGCAGCAGCAAGUCCAACCAUACAGAGCAGGUUCACUGGCUUCAUGCUCACCCCAUCCUUGAAGAAGAAAAAGCCAUCUGGACCACCACCAUCAAAUCCAUCAACAAAUGACAAGAACUGA